Messenger RNA from Lottia gigantea (owl limpet), 750 nucleotides. RefSeq lists its product as hypothetical. The record is from RefSeq and is a predicted model, not a curated record. The transcript has 5 exons. Gene Ontology annotation, biological process: proteolysis. Bases 1 to 750 code for a protein of 249 amino acids. NCBI's taxonomy places the organism in Eukaryota, Metazoa, Mollusca, Gastropoda, Lottiidae. Gene Ontology annotation, molecular function: serine-type endopeptidase activity.
AUGAUUAUUGGAGGCAAACCCUCGACCCCUGGCCGCUGGCCGUGGCAGGUGUCUCUACAGAUUAUAGCCGCUAUUGAACCUUGGCAUCGAUGUGGGGGCGUUCUGAUACACCCCAGUUGGGUUUUAACAGCAGCCCAUUGUGUAGAAGGUCCUUUUUACGGUGAUUUGAGAAACUGGAGAAUAGUUUUAGCUGAAGAUAAUUUAAAUGAAGGCUCCGGACGAGAAGUUUACAGAAAAAUAUCCAGAAUUGUUGCGCAUCCCGGGUACAUUAGAACGAGUAAUUUCCCUAACGAUGUGGCUCUGUUACAAAUGGACGAGCCAGUGGAUACGAGUACCGGAGAAUCCAGGGUAGCCUGUUUACCCGAUCUACAUGCCGAGAUUCCUCCCAGUGCUAACUGUUGGCUCAGUGGCUGGGGAGAGACCAGAGGAACUGGUGGUCAAGAAAAUUCCAUGAAUGAACUGCAGGUGGAGAUUUUACCGAACUGGUUAUGCUCGUCCAUGUGGAGGCGAGUCGGUAUCCAUGUUUUAGAUGAUCAAGUUUGUGUUGGAUACGGAGACACAGGGGCCUGUUACGGAGAUUCCGGUGGUCCGCUGAUGUGCGAGCUGGAUGGAAGGUAUUACGUCACUGGAGUCAUGUCAUGGCUCAUCAACAACUGCUCAGCACGAGGAUUCCCGAACGUUUUCACGAGAGUCACCAGCUACACUGAUUGGAUCUAUGAGAAGUUAGAGUAUUAUGAUUGGUGGCACUAA